This is a messenger RNA of Mugil cephalus (flathead mullet), 3031 nucleotides long. RefSeq names its product cyclin L1a (gene ccnl1a). The coding region runs from base 85 to 1728 and encodes 547 amino acids. The record is from RefSeq and is a predicted model, not a curated record. Gene Ontology annotation, cellular component: nucleus. Gene Ontology annotation, biological process: regulation of transcription by RNA polymerase II. The transcript is spliced from 10 exons. Gene Ontology annotation, molecular function: cyclin-dependent protein serine/threonine kinase regulator activity. Lineage: Eukaryota; Metazoa; Chordata; Actinopteri; Mugiliformes; Mugilidae.
GCACUUUGUCAACCUCCCCGCUCCGCCGUCGUCUUGUCGAGGCUGGCUGAGCUGUAGCUGCUUACCGCUGUGUUUUUUUCCCGGAUGAAGAUGGCUGCUGGUCCCCUCUCUGUAUCUUCCAAUGCGUCCACUAACAACGAUGGCAUUCUCAUUGGCGACAAAGUCUACUCGGAGGUGUACCUUACGAUAGAUAACUCGCUAAUACCGGAGGAACGACUCUCUCCGACACCGUCGAUGCUUGACGGCCUCGACCUGAACACGGAGAGCGACCUUCGCAUCCUAGGAUGUGAAUUGAUUCAGUCUGCGGGUAUUCUUCUCCGGCUGCCCCAGGUGGCUAUGGCAACGGGGCAGGUGCUUUUCCAUCGUUUUUUCUACUCCAAGUCCUUCGUUAAGCAUAGCUUUGAGAUUGUUGCUAUGGCGUGCAUCAACCUGGCCUCCAAGAUCGAGGAAGCGCCCCGACGAAUACGAGAUGUCAUCAAUGUUUUCCAUCACCUGAGACAAAUCAGAGGCAAAAAGACUCCAAGUUCAUUGAUACUUGAUCAGAACUACAUAAACACGAAAAACCAAGUCAUCAAAGCAGAGCGGCGGGUCCUGAAGGAACUGGGCUUCUGUGUACAUGUCAAGCAUCCACACAAGAUCAUCGUCAUGUACCUUCAAGUCCUGGAAUGUGAGAAGAACCAGACGUUGGUCCAGACGGCCUGGAACUACAUGAAUGAUACCCUGCGGACGAAUGUGUUUGUGAGGUUCCAAGCGGAGACCAUUGCCUGUGCCUGCAUAUACCUCGCAGCCCGAGCCCUACAGAUACCUCUGCCAUCCAGACCAAAUUGGUACCUGCUGUUUGGAGCCAGUGAAGAUGAGAUUAAAGACAUCUGCAUCACCACCCUUAAGCUCUACACCAGGAAGAAGCCCAACUAUGAGCAGCUGGAGAAGGAGGUGGAGCGAAGGAAGGUGUUUUUGGCGGAGAUCAAGCUCAAGGCCAAGGGCCUGAACCCUGAUGGUACCCCUGCACUCUCCACACUGGGUGGCUUCUCUCCGGCUUCAAAGCCCUCCUCUCCAAAUGUGGUCAAGGUGGAAGAGAAGUCUCCAAACCCACAGUCCCUCAAACCAGUCAAGAAGGAGCCAGAUAGCCGGAAUCAGCUCAGCAAGAGUCCUCACAACGGGUUAAGGAAAGAUGUAAAGAUGGGGAGGAACAGUAGGAGUGGAAGUCGUUCUCGUUCAAGAACACGUUCACGGUCGAGAUCCCGUUCUCCUCGCAGACAUUACAACAGCAGACGCAGUCGCUCAGGGACAUACAGUUCUCGCUCGCGUUCACGCUCCCACAGUCGCAGCCAAUCACCUCGACGACAUCAGCCCUCACCCCUUCUCCCCCACCUCAAGUCCAAGUCCAGCCACCAUGGCAAUAGCGACUCCAAGCCCAGUGGACGUCACAGCAACAGUGGUGGAGGCUCUGGGCACAAGAGGAAGCGCUCACGCUCUCGGUCACGAUCCCGUACUCCGGUUAAAGCUGACAGGGAGCGGGACAGAGAGAGAGAACGGGAGAGAGACAGAGACCGCAGCUCCUUUGACCUGUCCUCAAAGAAACACAAGCAUGAGCGAAGCAGUGGUCACCGAGGAGACAGGAGGGAGAGGUCUCGGUCCUACGACAGGGACAGAGAGAGAGAUCGCAGCCACAAGAGCAAACACCACGGCAGUAGUGGACACUCAGGACAUGGCCGUCACCGGCGCUGAGACAAACCAAUAGACUAGCUCUGGGGCUGAUGUCACACAACAAGUGUUUUCAUUAUAUGUAAAACAAAAUCAAGUUGGACUUGUUCUCUGAAGGAUAUGUUUGACACGGAUCAGUGUAUGACUUUAUUAAAUGCCAGCUGGAGUCAUGUCAGCUGUUGCACGACACAUCUGGUAAAUAAUUGUACUGCACUUACUAUGAAAAUUAACCAAAUAUCUUUCUGCAGUCUGUUAGGUGACAUUGUUGACAAGUCUCUUGUUGGAGACCAGUAUUUUCAAAUAUGUCAACGCGCUAAACACUGGCUGUAGCCAACGACUGCAUGUCAGACAUCACUGAGAGAACCUGUCAAGUUUGGUUGAAAUUCAUUUUUAUUUAUUUCAUACCUCAUUCCUACACAAUUUUGUUUCUGGAUUUCUUGAUUGCAUCCUGGACUGACCAAACUGACAUUUAGUGUCUUAUUACUUAAGUUUUGUCAAAAUUAAAUUGUGUUUUGUCCCAGUGAAAAUAAUGUAACUGGGGAAACUGGCUUUAAAGCUACAUGUGAUGUCUUAGUGAUACGUUGCUUUGAGGCUCAUGUAGCUGAUAUUUGACAGGUCCUUGAUUGUUUUGCAUUUGAGGAACCCAGAAUGCAGCAGUAACUUGUCUGUUAGUAGGUUAAUUUGUGUGGAGUUGUUUUUUUUUUUUAUUAAGCUGGUCAGACAUGAUCAGUAUGUGAGGGAAAGCACCAGUGAAGUGUGACAUCAGCCCUUGACUUGUCCUCUUAUUGUCCACGUCGUUCAUACACACCUACCAACCAGCUAGCCUACUCAUGUGUUCUUGGUUUUAUAUGUAAAGUUAUGGACAUGGGGGGGAAAAGGAACUUAUUUACAGUGUAAAGAUGGAUUCAUAUCCACUGACAAGAUGUGAACGCUUUGAUUUAUAAAAGCAAACUGCUCAGUGGAAGUGUUGAAUAAGUGUAAAAUAAAAUGUCAUUCAGGAAAGAUCAAUAUGUUUGCACAUUAAGGGACUGACAGAUGAGUGGUUUUUCUUUUUAUUUUACAAGUCUAUGUUGCUAAAGCUGUAUCUUGUACAGUUUCAAACAAGAGGUUAUAGACUUCAGUUUUUCCUUUCAGAUUUUUUUUUUUUUUUUCCCCCAGCAGAGAACGCAGACUUGAUUAUAAAAUAUUUUAGGGUUGUAAUUUUGUUACACUGGUUUUUAGUCUGCAUGUCUUCAUGUCCAAUUUUUAUUCAGUAAUAAAUGAGUUAUGCCACUGAACUGUACACUUCAUUAAAUUGGUGCCUGUUGUAAUAAAAUUAGUCAUUCUG